CCAAACAGUUUAGCAGCCACGCAUUACGUUUUUCAAGCAUUAUUUUGUUUUAGUUAUAUUUAGUAGCGAGCUACCUUAGUUCUUAACAACUCACUGAAAUAGCACACUUCGUUUGUAAGAGGUCUUCUACCAUAGAGAAAUCCUGAUUGCCAAGCCAUGAUUCAGGUAGAGGCAGGAGUCUACAUCGGGGCAGCAUCUGACCUGAAAGAUGCCCAGGACCUGACCAAUGCUGGCAUCACCCACAUACUCACAGUGGACUCAGAGCAGCCAGCUUCACCUGAUGGGCCAUUUAGGAUGAAGUAUGUCUAUUGCCUGGACGAGUCCUCCACAGACCUACUCAGCCACCUCGAUGACUGCAUACGCUUCAUAUGUGAUGCUUGCGAGGCAUCAAAAUCUGUCCUUGUGCAUUGCCACGUAGGGCAAAGUCGGAGUGCGGCGGUGGUGACUGCUUACUUGAUGAAAUGUCAUAAAAUGAACUUCGGCGAUGCCUAUGCCAAACUCCAGCAACUUAAACCUGAUGUAAAGAUGAAUGAGGGGUUUGUGGACCAGUUAGCACUAUAUGAGUCAUUGGGUUGUGAAGUAGAUGUCACCCGCCCCCAGUACAAGCAGUACAGACUCCAGAAACUCACAGAGAAAUACCCAGAGCUUCAGAAUGUCCCAAAGGAGUUGUUUGCAGUGGACCCUUACCUAAGCACCUGUUCUGAGGUGGAAUACAGGUGUAAAAAGUGUCGACGGACACUGUUCCGCGCUUCCAGUAUCCUCAGUCACACUAUUGGCAAUGGACCGACUGCGUUUGCGUAUAAGAAGAUGAGUAACCUACCGAGUGGGGACCAGACCCAAUGUACCUCCUACUUCACUGAGCCUGUCCAGUGGAUGGAACAGGCCUUGUUAGGGGUGAUGGAUGGACAGAUCUUGUGCCCAAAGUGUAGAUCCAAGUUGGGCUCAUUCAGCUGGUGUGGGGAGCAGUGUUCCUGUGGUCGAUGGGUGACUCCAGCCUUCCAGAUGCAUAAAAACAGAGUGGAUGAAAUCAAACACAUCAGUAUAGCCACACUCAAAUCAUGAAAAUGUAAAAAUGAUUCACAUCUGUAAUAAAUUUCUCAGAAUAGCUGUCUC
Molecule: messenger RNA, 1113 nt
Organism: Salvelinus namaycush (lake trout)
Lineage: Eukaryota; Metazoa; Chordata; Actinopteri; Salmoniformes; Salmonidae
Gene: dusp12
Product: dual specificity phosphatase 12
Exons: 7
Coding region: 157-1062 (301 amino acids)
Biological process (GO): protein dephosphorylation
Cellular component (GO): nucleus
Molecular function (GO): protein tyrosine/serine/threonine phosphatase activity
Source: RefSeq, a predicted model, not a curated record